AUGGCCUCCGUUACUGCCCCUUCGCAACCCAAGCCGGCCUUCCCCCGACUUUCUUCAAUUCCCUGCGGUGAUCACUUCCACUCACGCGAGUCGUCUCCCUCGCCUUGCAGCACCCCAGAUGGGUCCAGGUCUAGCAGCCAGCGUCGCCCCUCAUUCGGUUCGAUCAAAGAAGAUACAGAGGACGGAAUUGCGCAAUCAUUUGUGGACACCCAUCAAGUCCCAUCUCCCCAAGAGCAAGAGCAAGAGCAAGAGCGUAAGGUCGAGCGCCCCAACCUGAUGCAACAGGCCCCGGACUUCUGCUGUCCUUGUGGUGGAUUCCUGGGAUGGAAGCAAAUUCGAUUGGGCGGGAAGAGCUUGAGCCGUAGCUAUAGCGAUCUCCGUGGGCUCGGAAAGCUACAAGCAAAGGGUUGGGCAUGGGAAGCUCAGGACCCCGAACCGCAGCUUCUCCCACCCAAGGUCCCCGAGAUGGAGAUUUUGCAGACCCCUCCCGGUACAUCGCCUUUGGAGAAGCUGCCCCCGGAGGUUCUUGAUCAAAUCAUCUCUAACCUUGCCGUCGAUCUUCCACCGAAUGGAUACGCCCCUCGCAACGUGGAUUUGGUCUCGUGCCUGCUUACAUCUCACACGUUGCACGCUGCUACCUUGGGUGUCUUGUACAGGAACAUGACUUUCCCACACUCCAUUAUCUUCUCCAAGGCACUUAAUCACAUGUCGCAGUAUCCGGCGUUGGGGACAUUGGUGCGCCGUCUGGACUUCUCCCACUUCACCUCCGUCGGUCUGGGUCGCACAAAGCAGAUGAACGCUGAAAUCCAGAACCUGACAUCCAAGACCCUCUUGCGGUGCUUGGAACUUCUCCCCAAUUUGAAGGAAUGCCUGCUGCAGGAACACCUGGAAGGCGAUAUUAGCGUGGAAAUCAUUCGGAAGCUCUUGAUGGGGCUGCCAAACUUGCGCGCCGUGGAUUUCUGCGGUUGCUCGACUCAGGCAUUCUCCGGGGUUUUCCAGGAGGCCUUGGUCGGUGGGCCUGCGCUGCCCAUGACUAUGCCCAACCUGAAACGGCUCUCGCUCCACGAAUGCAGCACUAUCCCCGCUCCCAUGUUCGACUACCUUCUCCCGCGAUUGGUCAACUUGACGCACCUCGACCUUACCCACACUCAGGUUAACGAUUCAGCUCUCAUCGCCAUCCCCGAGACUGCUCGUAUCUCGCAUUUGAGCUUGUCCCGAUGCACGCGCCUCCGCCCAUGUGCCCUAGUUCAAUUCCUCACCACCCACCCGUCGGUCAACCAGUCUCUCGUUUAUUUGAACCUGUUGACAGACCCGACCCGCUUCCGUCUUCUGGAAGAGACGGAUGUGUCUGCUCUGCUGCCAAAGCUUCCCGGUACUAUGCGUUCCCUCAACCUGGGCGGAGCGAAGAUUACAUCGGACCAUGUACCAUACUUGGUGCCCAUGACCAAAUACCUGGAGGAGCUGGGUCUCAGCUCUGCGGAUCUCUCAGUCGCGGACGUGAACGCCUUCUUCGGUCGCUACCGUAACCCAGCCACGGGAGUCGAAAUCGAUGCCCCCAGCACCCUCUGCUACCUCGAUCUUGCCAAGGUGCCGCAGAUGACUAUUGGAGCCAUCUUCAACACCAGCGCUUGUUCCCUGCUCUCAAACCAAAGCUACCCCUUGCAGGUCGUUGAGUUCAGUGACAAGAUUAUCACACCGCUGCGUGAGCGUGCCAAGACUCAGCGCGCCUCCGUUGGCUGGACUGUGCGAGACCUCGGCCGUCGUGGCUGGUAUGUUCGCGAACCAUCCUCGAUGCCCCACGAACCCACCGAUGAUGGCGCUCGCUACUGGAAGAUGGGUGCGCGCUGGUGGGGCAUGCGCAAGAUCCCCAUGGCCGUCGGUGAGGUCGGCGGCCUCUACGGCCACUACAUGUUCAAAAAAUGA
Penicillium robsamsonii is the source of this 1923-nucleotide messenger RNA. Its product is annotated as Leucine Rich Repeat domain protein. The record is from RefSeq and is a predicted model, not a curated record. The transcript has 3 exons. The coding region runs from base 1 to 1923 and encodes 640 amino acids. Lineage: Eukaryota; Fungi; Ascomycota; Eurotiomycetes; Eurotiales; Aspergillaceae.